AUGUUGGAUGGAGGACUGUCUUCGCCAAACAAAUCAGCACGGGCCGAAGAGGAGGGUCCAGGCGUGCGGAUCUCCUCAGAUGUGCUGGAUGCAGUCUUUUGCGUGGGCCCAGGAGAAGGAUGGGCUGAACCAAGCCCAUUGCUCAAUGGAGACUCAGAGUUGGGCCCAUUGUUAGGCGCUGACCCAGAGGAAGCUGGGCUCGCGGGGGACCCUGUUAAAGGAGAGGGCGACAGAGAUGCAACCAUCUCCUCUUCAUCAAAAAUUUGCCGAUCAAAAAUUGUACCUGGAACCCAGUGA
Molecule: messenger RNA, 297 nt
Organism: Linum trigynum
Lineage: Eukaryota; Viridiplantae; Streptophyta; Magnoliopsida; Malpighiales; Linaceae
Source: the annotation of a GenBank genome assembly